Acanthoscelides obtectus is the source of this 505-nucleotide messenger RNA. Lineage: Eukaryota; Metazoa; Arthropoda; Insecta; Coleoptera; Chrysomelidae. The record is from the annotation of a GenBank genome assembly.
CAAGAUCAUCUGAGAAGGCCACCCUGAUAAAACAGAGAAGGAUUUGAAAUACUUUCAAACACUCAAAAAUAAAUUUCAGAAGAGACCUACACUGGACAGAAUGUUCGCUUCGACGUCACAAAGAAAUGAUGAUAGUUUGCGGGCGUCUUACAAUAUCUCGUUACUUAUAGCAAAAUCCGGAAAACCGCAUACUAUCGGAGAGAAGUUAAUUUUGCCAGCCGUUGAAGAGGUUUUAAAAACUGUUUUACACAAACCUGCAUCUGAUAUCAUUAAAAUAAUUCCCUUAAGCAACAAUACUGUUGAAAGACGUAUUGCUGAAAUGAGUUCUGAUAUUGAAAGCUUCCUAUGUAAUUAUUUGCAAACGACCCAUUUCUCUAUACAACUGGACGAGUCAACUUUACCUGAUAAUGCAGCAUUAUUAUUGGCAUAUGUUCGUUUUAUUACGAAUCAAGAAAUCUACGAAGAACUGCUCUUCGCAAGAAAUUUUAUAAAUAACCGACACUAA